Molecule: messenger RNA, 3147 nt
Organism: Adineta steineri
Lineage: Eukaryota; Metazoa; Rotifera; Eurotatoria; Adinetida; Adinetidae
Source: the annotation of a GenBank genome assembly
AUGGUUCGUUGUUCAAUUAAACGUCUUAUUAAAAUAAUUAGUUUUUUUAUACUCAUAAUAAUUAUAUUUCGAAAUUUUUCAUUUUCUUCUCAUCAAUCUUAUGUAAAUAAAUUCAAACUAAAACCCAAAUCUUCAACGAUUAUUAUUCUUUCAUCAUCUAAUUCAAAAAUUAUUCAACGCUUAAUUUUAUUUUUAAAUGAACUUCGUUUAUCAUAUGUCGAACAUAAUACAAAAAUUAAUCAGCAAUUUUAUCAAGAUUUAAUAAAUAAUAGUCCAUUAUUAAUUAUUAUGGACUAUAUACCAGAUAAAGAAUUUUAUAGAUUUAUUAAUCAAUAUCAUAUGAGUUUAGUAAUAUUAUUAAAUGAUAAAUGUAAACAUUGUAUAUCUAUUAAUUAUUCUCAAAUGUUAUUUGAAAAUGUUAGUUAUUCCACAAUUGACUUUAAUCGAGAAAUAUUCAAACCAAUUAUUGAUACAACGACAACUCCAUUUAAUAUUAUACAAUCGAAUGAAGUGAUAAAAAUAUUACGUUUUGAAAAAUUUUUACCUUAUUUUCAUCAUCAUCAUAAUAGCCAAUGUAUAGGUCUUGAAAUAUCUCACGAUGAUUCUACAAGUACAAUUGUUUAUGUAAAAAAUAAAAUAACAUUUAAGAGAAUUAACUUAAUGAUUAUAUCAGAAGAGAAUAAAAUUUAUUUAUCUGAAUGUCUUUACAAUCAUUGGUUUAUUUGGCCAUUAUUUAUGGAUAUUAUUAGAUAUUUAACUUCGAAUAUAUAUGAUUAUCAUGGAUUAAAACGAUAUAUUCAAAUUGAUAUUGAUGAUAUUUUUUUAGGUGAAAAAUCCAAUGAUUAUUUAAAAUCUCAUGAUAUUCAAGCUUUAAUUCGUUCACAAUUAUUUAUACAAAAUUAUAUAAAAAAUUUUCGUUAUCGACUUGGAUUCUGUGGAUAUUAUUAUUCAAAUUCAAAUAAUAAUGAAGUUAAUGAAAGCAAUCGUUUAUUGAUUAAAGAAAAAGAUAACUUUAUUUGGUUUCAUCAUACAUGGAAACAUGAAAAAUUAACCAAUAUCAAUGAUAAAAUUUCAUUGAUUAGUUCAACAAAAACGAAUCUAGCUUUUGCACAGAAACAUAAAUUACCAUUGGAUCCAAACUAUGUUGUAGCACCUCAUCAUACAGGUAUUUAUCCAAUUAAUCCUAUUGUUUAUGAUGUUUGGCAUCGUAUAAUGAAUUUCAAUGUGACAAGUACAGAAAAUUAUCCGUAUCAUUAUGAGUUACCAACAAAUCGACGUGGUUUUAUCUAUAACGGUCUUUCUGUAUUACCUCGACAAUCAUGUGGAUUAUAUACAACAACACGAAAUUAUACAAAUAUGAGUAACCGUUUAGAACAAUAUUUGAUGGGUGGAAGAUUAUUUCGAAUGAUUCUAACAAAUCCAAUUUCAAUAUUUAUGUCACAUAAUGUUAAUUAUGGUCAUGAUCGUUUAGGCAAUUAUGUUUUUUCUAAACUUAUUUAUUUAAUAUCAACAUGGACAAGAAUUCAAUUCGUCAAUGAUAUAUCAACAUCCGAAUUAGCUCAUAAAUAUUUUUAUGAAUAUUAUCCAGAUGAAAAACUACCAUUAUUUACUAAUCCAUGCGAUGAUGAUAUUUUAAUGAAUCUUUGGAAUGGAAAUCGUUCAAUGUGUGAAAUUUUUCCAAAAUUUAUAAUUAUUGGUCCACAAAAAACAGGUACAACAGCUUUACAUAAUAUGCUUUCUCAACAUCCAGAUUUAUAUCCAUCGAAAAAAAAUUCUCUAACCUAUGAAGAAUUACAAUUUUUUAGUAAUGAAACAAUUUAUUUGAAUGGAAUAACAUGGUAUUUAAAUCAAUUUCAUACUAAUGAACAAUCAAUAAAUUUUGAAAAAUCAGCAACUUAUUUUGAUUCUAUAUUAGCUAUGAAACGUAUUAAAGCAUUAUUACCUUCUGUUCAUUUGAUUAUAAUGUUAACAGAACCUGGUCAUCGUGCUUAUUCUCGAUAUCAACAUGAAAUUGCUCGAAUUAAUCAAACAAUAAAUUUUGAUGAUUUAUUGAAAUCUAAUCAUGAUGAAAAUUCGUAUUAUUUUCAUUUAAAACAACGUUGUCUUCAACCUGGUCAUUAUGCUGAACAUAUUCUUAAAUGGUUAAAAUAUUUUCCAUCAAAACAAAUUUAUAUUGUGGAUGGUGAAGCAUUUCGUCAUGAUCCUCGUAUAAUUCUAAACGAUAUUCAAUUGUCAUUUCUUCAAUUAAAGAAUUUUAUUAAUUCAUCAAAUCUAGUCAGAUAUAACAAGAAAAAAGGAUUUUUUUGCUCAUUCUCAGCUAAACAUAAUUUUCAAUGUCUUGGAAAUAGUAAAGGACGUCGAUAUGAAAAUAUGUCGUCUUAUUCACGUGAAUAUUUAAAUAAUUAUUAUUUAUUUCAUAAUCAAAAAUUAAUUAAACUUCUCAGAUAUUAUAAUUAUUCAUUGCCAUUAUGGUUAAUAUUUUCUAAUCCAAUUAAAUUAUCAAAAAGAUUUUUAUCUUUAUCGAAUGUUGUUCAUACAGCUGAAGGUCGAAUGGGAUAUCCUAGUGAAAGAUAUGAACCAACAACAAUAGCAGCAAUGGAUACUGAUAAUAAACGUUUACCAUUAAUAACUGGUUUAUAUGAAGAUGGUUUUAUGAUUGCUGGACAAGAUAGACUUGUUGGAGCAAUCUUUUCAUUUCCUAGACAAAUUAUUUGUUGGAAUGUUUUUUCACCAGAAGAGAUAACACCUGAAUCCUUAGCUUUGUUAGAAGUUGUUCAACCUCGUCCAGCUUGUGAAACAUUCAAUUUCUUAUUAUCCGAUAAUCGUCUUGUUUAUGGUGGAUUUUUUCCUGAAAAAAAUCUUGCUGAUCAAAAUUAUGGUUUAAGAAAAGCUAUUGCACAUAGUCAAUUAUAUGAAAAAGAUGAAGAAUAUGUUAAAACAGAUAUGUUAAGAGAUACAUAUGAUAUAAUGCUUAAAGCUCAUCGAGAACGAAAAUUAUUACGUCCAUAUUCACCACUUGAUGUUCGUCAAACCAAUCAAGAGCGAGAUGAUGAAUCUAAUGUACAAUCAUUAACUGGUACAAGUAAUAUGGAAAAAAGACCUCCAGUAAAAAAAGAAAAUGACAAACCAAUAGAUAAACAAAGUUAA